AUGUCCCAGUCAACCUGUGAUGUAGACCCUGAAGUUUUACAGAAACUUCGCAAGUUUCGUUUUAGUAAACGAUCGCAGAAAGGCAGUGCCGCAUUCGUACACGAAUUAAUGUUGGACGGUCUUUUUUGUUUUCAAGUAAAGAUAGAUCGGGAACGCUUAUGUAUUGUCGAGGACGAGGUGCAUGAUGAGAUAACAAUAGAGGAUCUAGUAGAGGAGCUCCCGGAAACCUCCCCUCGAUACAUUGUACUGAGUUACGAGCUUACGCACAACGAUGGACGAAAGUCGUAUCCUUUAGUACUUAUUUAUUAUGCACCAGUUUCCACAAAGCCGGAAUUGCAUAUGUUGUAUGCGAGCGCGAAGACCUAUUUCCAACAGAGAGCAGACAUUAAUAAGGUGUUUGAUAUCCGCGAAGCCGAAACGCUCAGCGAUGAGUGGCUACAAGAAAAGUUGCUCUCUUGA
Messenger RNA from Paraglomus brasilianum, 459 nucleotides. NCBI's taxonomy places the organism in Eukaryota, Fungi, Glomeromycota, Glomeromycetes, Paraglomerales, Paraglomeraceae. The record is from the annotation of a GenBank genome assembly.